Messenger RNA from Odobenus rosmarus divergens (Pacific walrus), 2859 nucleotides. It is a transcript of the gene ARHGAP4, whose product is annotated as Rho GTPase activating protein 4. The record is from RefSeq and is a predicted model, not a curated record. The transcript has 22 exons. NCBI's taxonomy places the organism in Eukaryota, Metazoa, Chordata, Mammalia, Carnivora, Odobenidae. Bases 1 to 2859 code for a protein of 952 amino acids. Gene Ontology annotation, molecular function: protein binding. Gene Ontology annotation, cellular component: cytoplasm. Gene Ontology annotation, biological process: negative regulation of cell migration; signal transduction.
AUGGCAGCGCAUGGGAAGCUGCGCCGGGAGCGGGGGCUGCAGGCCGAGCCUGAGCCGCCGUCCCCCGCAGAGAUGCGCUGGCAGCUGAGCGAGCAGCUGCGCUGCCUGGAGCUGCAGGGGGAGCUGCGGCGGGAGCUGCUGCAGGAGCUGGCCGAGUUCAUGCGGCGGCGCGCCGAGGUGGAGCUGGAGUACUCCCGGGGCUUGGACAAACUGGCAGAGCGCUUCUCCGGCCGCGGCGGCCGCCUUGGGGGCAGCAGCCGGGAGCACCAAAGCUUCCGGAAGGAGCCGUCCCUCCUUUCGCCCUUGCAUUGCUGGGCCGUGUUGCUGCAGCAGACGCGGCAGCAGAGCCGGGAGAGCGCGACCCUCAGCGAGGUGCUGGCCGGGCCCCUGGCCCAGCGCCUGAGUCACAUCGCAGAGGAUGUGGGGCGCAUCAUCAAGAAGAGUAAGGAUCUGGAGCAACAGCUGCAGGAGGAGCUGCUGGAGGUGGUGUCGGAGCUUCAGACGGCCAAGAAGACAUACCAGGUGUACCACAUGGAGAGCGUGAAUGCCGAGGCCAAGCUCCGGGAAGCCGAGCGGCAGGAGGAGAAGCGGGCGGGUCGGAGUGCCGCCGCCGCCGCCACCACCACCACGACCACCACCGCUGAGGCAGGACCCCUCCGCAAGAGCUCCCUCAAGAAGGGAGGGCGGCUGGUGGAAAAGCGUCAGGCCAAGUUCUUGGAGCACAAACUCAAGUGCACGAAGGCACGCAACGAGUACCUGCUCAGCCUGGCCAGUGUCAAUGCUGCCGUCAGCAACUACUACUUGCAUGACGUCAUGGACCUCAUGGAUUGCUGUGACACAGGAUUCCACUUAGCCCUGGGGCAGGUGCUCCGGAGCUACGCGGCUGCCGAGAGCCACACCCAAGUCUCCCAGAUGCAGGGCCUGGGCAGCCUGGAAGAGGCCGUGGAGGCCCUAGAUCCUCCAGGGGACAAGGUCAAGGUGCUGGAGAUGCAUGCCGAUGCCUUCUGUCCCCCACAGCGUUUUGACUACCACCCCCAUGAGGGAGAUGAGGUGGCUGAGAUCCGGCUGGAGAUGGAGCUGCGGGACGAGAUUCUGCCCCGAGCCCAGAAUAUCCAGAGCCGCCUGGACCGGCAGACCAUCGAGACGGAGGAGGUGAGCAAGACUCUGAAGGCCACACUGCAGGCCCUGCUGGAGGUAAUGGCGUCGGAAGACGGGGAUGUGCUUGACCCCCUCCAAGCCAGCCCCUCCACCCCCUCCACCGAGUCCCUCAAGUCCACCAGCUCGGAUCCAGGCACCCGGCAGGCUGGCCGGAGGCGGGGCCAGCAACAGGAGACGGAGACCUUCUACAUCAUGAAGCUCCAGGAGUACCUGAGUGGACGAAGCAUCCUUGCCAAGCUGCAGGCCAAGCAUGAGAAACUGCAGGAGGCCAUUCAGCGAGGUGACAAAGAGGAGCAGGAGGUGUCUUGGACCCAGUACACACAGAGAAAACAGCAGAAGAGCCGCCACCCCCGCCCCAGCUCCCAGUAUAACCAGAAACUCUUCGGGGGAGACAUGGAGAAGUUUAUCCAGAGCUCAGGCCAGCCUGUGCCCCUGGUGGUGGAGAGCUGUGUCCGCUUCAUUAACCUGAAUGGCCUGCAGCACGAGGGCAUCUUCCGGGUGUCAGGCGCCCAGCCCCGAGUCUCAGAGAUCCGUGACGCUUUUGAGAGAGGGGAGGACCCACUGGUGGAGGGCUGUACAGCUCACGACCUGGACUCAGUGGCAGGGGUGCUGAAGCUCUACUUCCGGAGCCUGGAUCCCCCGCUCUUCCCACCGGACCUGUUCCGAGAGCUGCUGGCCUCUGCAGAGCUGGAGGCUGUGGCCGAGCGGGUGGAGCACGUUAGCUGUCUCCUGGCCCAGCUGCCCGCACCGGUGCUGGUCGUCCUGCGCUACCUCUUCACCUUCCUCAACCACCUGGCUCAGUACAGUGACGAGAACAUGAUGGACCCCUACAACCUGGCGGUGUGCUUCGGGCCGACACUGCUGCCCGUUCCUGCCGGGCAGGACCCAGUGGCCUUGCAGGGCCGGGUGAACCAGCUGGUGCAGACUCUCAUCGUGCAGCCCUCCCGGGUUUUCCCACCCCUGACCCUGCUGCCAGGCCCCAUCUACGAGAAGUGCAUGGCACCGCCCUCCUCCAGCUGCCUGGGGGAUGGCCAGCUGGAGGGCCUGGUUGGGGAGAACGAGCCGGAGCUGGAAGCUGGGACCCUGGCCCAGGAGGAUGACCUGGAGGGGGUCGUGGAGGCCGUGGCCUGCUUUGCCUACACGGGCCGCACAGCCCAGGAGCUGAGCUUUCAGCGCGGGGACGUGCUGCGGCUGCACGAAAGGGCCUCGGGCGACUGGUGGCGGGGCGAGUGCUCAGGCGCCCGGGGACUCAUCCCGCACAAGUACAUCACGCUGCCCGGGGGUGCAGAGAAGGUGGGCCAGGGGCCGCAGGCGAACAGUCCCGAGGUCCUCCUGGCCAUGGAAUUCGUCCAUCGGCCAGAGCCAUGCACCCCACCUGAGGCCCCUCUGGGCACACCCGGGGGCCCCUCUGGGCACAGACGGCACUGCUUGGUCCCCACCUCCCCGGAGCGGUAUGUGGAGGUAGACAAGGCCGUGGCACAGACCAUGGACUCCGUGUUUAAGGAGCUCUUGGGAAAGACCUCCGCCCGCCAAGGCCUUGGGCCAGCGUCCACCAGCUCCUCCAGCCCCGGGCCCUGCAGCCUGAAGCCUCCAGCCUGUGGCCGCCUCGGCAAGACUAGAGGCUUCUCCCGGGGCUCCGGGGCCCCGGCGUCCCCCUCGGCGUCCCAUCCCCAGAGCCUGGACUCGCCCCUUAAGCACUGA